Messenger RNA from Syzygium oleosum, 1751 nucleotides. Its product is annotated as V-type proton ATPase subunit H. The transcript is spliced from 12 exons. NCBI's taxonomy places the organism in Eukaryota, Viridiplantae, Streptophyta, Magnoliopsida, Myrtales, Myrtaceae. Bases 211 to 1542 code for a protein of 443 amino acids. Gene Ontology annotation, biological process: proton transmembrane transport. The record is from RefSeq and is a predicted model, not a curated record. Gene Ontology annotation, cellular component: vacuolar proton-transporting V-type ATPase, V1 domain. Gene Ontology annotation, molecular function: heme binding; proton-transporting ATPase activity, rotational mechanism.
UUUGUCCCCAUCUCCCUCUAUCUCUGUGCUUGUAUAGGGAGAGAUCAGACAGGAACGGAACUGUCCCGUGUCACACCGAUCACGUCCUUCACGAACCUCUGAGCGCCACGAACCUUCUUGAUACCAAAAGGGAGUGCUCCAAACACAGCGACAGCCGAGGCAGGCCGUCGAAUUGCUGGCAGCUUUGCUGAUAUUGGGUUUGGAUUCCCGAUGGACCAGGCGGAGUUAACCACCGAGCAGGUGUUGAAAAGGGACAUCCCAUGGGAGACAUACAUGACGACGAAGCUGAUUACGGGGACGUGCCUUCAGCUGUUAAGGCGUUAUGACAAAAGAGCGGAAAGCUAUCGUGCUCAGCUACUCGACGAUGAUGGACCGGCUUAUGCACGGGUAUUUGUUAACAUAUUGCGCGACAUUUUCAAGGAAGAAACAGUAGAAUAUGUUCUAGCUCUAAUUGAUGAGAUGCUCACAGCAAACCCAAAAAGAGCCAGACUAUUCCAUGACGAGUCUCUUGCGAAUGAAGAUACUUAUGAACCUUUCCUGAGAUUGCUCUGGAAAGGGAACUGGUUCAUACAAGAGAAGUGUUGUAAGAUACUCUCUCUGAUAGUGAGUGCCAGGCCAAAAACAAGUGAUAGUUCAAAAAGAGGAUUCACCACCAUAGAUGAUGUGCUGAAAGGACUUGUAGAUUGGCUAUGUGCACAGCUUAAGAAACCUUCCCACCCUACUCGGGGCAUUCCUACUGCAAUUAACUGCCUUGCAACAUUGCUUAAGGAACCUCUGGUCAGAUCAUCUUUUGUUCAAGCAGAUGGCGUUAAACUGUUGGUUCCUUUCAUAUCCCCAGCAUCUACACAGCAAUCGAUCCAGCUUCUUUAUGAGACUUGUCUGUGUAUAUGGCUAUUAUCAUAUUAUGAACCUGCCAUAGAGUACUUGGCAACAUCCAGGACACUUCCGCGACUUAUUGAUGUUGUUAAAUGUUCCACAAAAGAGAAGGUCGUCAGGGUUGUCAUUUUGACAUUUAGGAAUUUGCUGCCCAAAGGGACAUUUGGUGCCCAGAUGGUAGACCUUGGACUACCUCAGAUUGUUCAAAGCUUAAAAUCCCAGGCAUGGAGUGAUGAGGAUCUACUGGAGGCUCUAAAUGAGUUGGAAGAAGGAUUGAGAGAUAACAUUAAGAAGCUGAGUUCUUUUGAUAAGUACAAACAAGAAGUCCUUCUUGGCCAGCUUGACUGGUCUCCUAUGCACAAAGAUCCCAUCUUUUGGCGUGAGAACAUCACAGGCUUUGAAGAGAGUGAUUUCCAGAUUUUGAGGGUCCUUGUGACAAUUUUGGACUCCUCAAGUGAUGCAAGGGCUUUGGCUGUCGCUUGCUUCGACCUUUCGCAGUUCAUCCAAUACCACCCGGCCGGAAGAAUAAUAUUGUCUGAUUUGAAGGCAAAGGACCGGGUCAUGAAGCUUCUGAAUCACGAUAAUGCAGAGGUCACAAAAAAUGCCCUUCUGUGUAGCCAAAGGCUUUUCUUAGGUGCCAAGUACGCAAGCUUUUUACAGGCCUAAGCGAAUCCCAAGCAGGCGAUCUUGCAGGAGUACUUGACUGCUUGUGCUUUCUUGUUUAUUGGAUGUUAUCGUCGAGAUGAUCGAUGUAUUGUUUAGUUAUUUGAAUGCCUGGGUCUCUAUUUUGGCUGGGAUAACAUAUGUAAACUUUGAGAGCUGUUCAUUUUAUCGGACCUGGAGCGUGUGGUGAAUAAGUGGUUGUCUUUGAAGUA